Molecule: messenger RNA, 3492 nt
Organism: Aspergillus melleus
Lineage: Eukaryota; Fungi; Ascomycota; Eurotiomycetes; Eurotiales; Aspergillaceae
Exons: 4
Coding region: 1488-2945 (485 amino acids)
Biological process (GO): transmembrane transport
Cellular component (GO): membrane
Molecular function (GO): transmembrane transporter activity
Source: RefSeq, a predicted model, not a curated record
UCUGCGGAGUCACUCCGCAAGCCUAUCCCGGUCCAUUAGCAAUCAAUCCGCUCUGCAGACAAAAUGGCAGCAUGGAGGAAACAGAAAGAAAUGGAUGACUCUUACCCAGAAUACUGGAACCUCCCCGUCCUCAAAAUUUUGCGGCUCGCCAAAAUCCGGCACACUGAUAUCGCGAAUUCCCAACUUCUCCACGGCCUCCCAUCCCCAGGCCACAGGCUCUCCAUGCGUCGCAAGAUACGGCCUAGUUACAUCCCUGACAGCCUCAAUAUCCUCUUCACGGUACGGUCUCAUGGACACGAUACACGAUCCACCCGCGAAGAUUCCCGCCGGCAAAAGGGGAAUAUUACUUCUAUACAUGGCUACGAUUCGGCCUGUCUUCUGAUGUCUCGGCUGCAGACCAGCCGACGCGAGAGCGUCCUCGAACGAGAACGAGCAGCCGAUUAGGAAGCCGACGUAGUCAUCGCGCCAGAUAUCGAGCAAGUCGGUGCGGGUGGCGAGGUACUUGCCGUGCUGAUAGACGCGGUACUUGGGAAAGUCGGUCCGGAUAUCGAAGUCAGGGGUUUGGAUACACGAGGGCGGUUGAAUAAGGUGUGGGUUCCCUGGAGUAGUGGUGUGACCGAGGAGAGGGCAGGGGACGGGAUUGCGACGACACAGGUCGUGGAAGUCGCGGGCAUGUUUGGACGGGAGGAUUAAUAGGUUUGCUUGCAAAUAGCCCGGCGCGAUACCGGAUGUAUUCGUGAUGAGGUUGUUUCGGCUGAGAAUGCGGGCUUGAUGAGACGGCGAUGGUGAAGACAUUGUAGCUGUUGGGGCUGUCUUGCGAUUUAGGCCUUCGAAAAUGGUCGUGACUUGCAAGUCUGAGGUUAUCUUGACAUGUUGAAUAUGUCAAUUGACUGCCUCAUUUCUAUCUGCAACCCUUAUCUUCUCCUCGCGAUGAUCCCAGUGUCUCCUCUCAAUUCCGUGCCCCAUAUCCACAUCGGUCCGAUAUCUGGGGGACGUCGGGGACACAUUCCGCCAACGAUAACUCAGGAUCGACAGUCAUUGGAGAAUCGUGCACACCCUAGCAAACCCUAGACUAGUCUGAAGGUGCACAAAUCCCCCUCUUUGGGGCUUAUCAUCACCUCGUCGGGCCGAAGGGAGGCCCACCUGUGGAGCACGUCCGAGAUACACGGCGUGAUUGGCACACGCAGUUUCUAUUACCCAAGAAGAUACCCCGAUAACACGGGGAAAGCUGCUGGUAUGGGGUAUGAUAGACAUGCGGGCAGGGGAUUGUCGUAUCAUGGUAUGGCUGUGAGAUAAUACCCGUGGGUGGCUUUAGGGUUGAGGGUUUUUAAUGUUUGCCGCGUGGGAUGGGUUUUGCUCAUCCCUUCAUUCUCACCGGACCGUGGGGAUUGGCAGAACGAAGCUGUCAAUUAAAGUCUCCAUCGUGAAUUGUCCUUAGCAACAGCUCAUUUCACAGUUUCUAUCAAGCGAACACCAACAUUGGUGCGAUGUCGCUGAACAAAGAUAUCCCCCUAGAGAGCAAGCCGCCCCAAGAUAAGCCCUCGCUCGACGAGGCCGGUUUUGGCGAUGUUGAGGACAUUGUGCUGGACCCGAAGAAGGAGAGCAAGCUGCUCCUGAAGCUAGAUUUGGCCUUUGUGCCCAUCAUCAUGCUCACGUACCUGUCCUGCUUUCUGGAUCGAACGAACAUCGGCAAUGUCAAAGUGGCCGGCAUGCCCGAAGCGAUCGGUGCCUCGGAGAGUCAAUUCUCCACCGCCGUAUCGAUCUUCUACGUCACUUACGUUCUGCUCGAGGCGCCGUGGGCCGUACUGAUGAAGAAGCUCACGCCGCGCAAUAUCCUCACGGGUCUGUGCAUCGUCUGGUCCAUCGCAACCGUCUUCACGGGCUUCGUGGAGAAUGUGGGCGCGCUUUACGCCACAAGGCUUAUCCUGGGAGCCUGCGAAGCCGGACUCUUCCCCUGUCUGAACCUGUACUUGACGAUGGUGUAUCGUCGCGAGGAGCAGGCAAAGCGAGUUUCGUAUCUGAUGAGCUGCGCUGCGAUCUCAGGAGCCGUGGGAGGACUCCUGGCAUAUGGUCUACUCCAUAUGGACGGACUCGGAGGCAAAGCCGGCUGGCGAUGGGUCUACAUAAUCGAAGGCCUCUUCAGCAUCAUCUGCGCAUUUCUGAUCUGGUUCGGCCUCCCCAACGACCCCGCAAACGCCUACUUCCUCACCGACGAGGAGAAAUGGAUGAUGCGUGUGCGCAACGAACAACGUCGCAAAUACAUGGGCAGCGAGGAGUUCAGCUGGGAGGAAAUGCGCCUCGCCGUGCGCGAUCCGAAACUGAUGUUCAGCGCCGUCACACAAUUCUGCCAGGAUAUCUUGCUGUACGGAUUCAGCACGUUCCUGCCGACGAUUCUGCAGAGUAUCGGGUACAAUUCGCUCAUGAGCAAUGUGCUCACGGUACCGGUGUAUAUGUGGGCGGCUAUCGUGUUUAUUGCGGUCGCCUUCUGCGCCGAUCGGUAUUCGAAGUUCUCCGUGUUCAUGCUUGUAACCAACGUCUUCGGCAUAGCCGGCUACAUCAUUCUCCUCUCCGUCUCGAACAACUCUGUGAAAUACUUCGCCACCUACCUCUGCGGAAUCGCCACGUACACAGGGGUCGGACUGAACGUCGCCUGGCUGAACGUCAACGUGGCGCCGCAAUACCGCCGCGCGCUCGCGGUCGGACUCCAGCAAACGCUCGGGAACUGCGCCGGCAUAGUCGCUGGCCAAGUCUACCGGGAGUCGCCGUACGUGCUCGGGAAUGCAUUUUCUUUAGGAGCGUUAGCGGUCGCACAGGGCCUUAUUGUCGUGCAUGCGUGGUAUCUUCGGAGGGAAGAUCGGGAGAAAGAGAGGAUUCUAGAGGGUAAGGAAGAUACGAGGCGAGUGAAGACGGGAGAUGCGGAGCUGGACUUUAGGUACCGUUACUAGGUUUAAUCUAAAUGUACAUAACUACCCCUCCGUGAAGUUAAUGCACCUGGAGUGCCGUGAAGAAAGGUGGAUUUAGGGUUGCAUGGGAGUGGAGGUGGGUAUUUCGAUAUGACGACAUGACUUCACCGCGGGAGCGUAGGUAUAUCUACAGUUCCUGUUGCCAAUCCACCCGAUCAAUGAGACCGUACUAUCUCUCAGUUCUUCCAAUUAAUUAGCCAUUGAAACUUGUGCUUUUUUUUUCAAACAGUUUCCUCCUCAUUUUUAUACUCUCUCAUUACCUCGAAACCCCUCCACGACCGACCACGAAAUCCAACCCUUUAUCAGCAGACCACCCACAAGAUGGGACUGUGUUUCAGCUUCCUCCGCCGUCGCAUGAACUCAGGCCAAGGGAUGGGAAUGAACUCCGGUCCAGGCCAUCGACCCCAUCCCCAGGGCGGCGGCGGAUACGGUCUCAGCUCGUUUAUCAGUGGCGGCGGGCAACAACAUCACUCCGGAAUGGGGGGCCUGGGAGGCAUGAACGGGAUGGGAGGCCGACAACAUCAUAGUG